GUUCGUUUCUGGUGGCUGCUGUCGCCGGCCCGAAGCAGACGAGUCGAGAGGCUUAUGUAACACAUCAUCACCACCGUCGGCCGGGCAGUUGCAAAUUACCCAUUCCUUAAUAGUCCACCACUCUAUUAUAGUCCCCCUAGUUCUGGUGCAGCUUCCUGAUCUUCUUCUUCUCCUUCUUCGACAACUGGCGCUGCUGCUGUUGACCAUCACCAAAACACAAAAAACCAUGCAUCGACAUUCAGCCUCCUCAUCAUCAUCCCAAUCGAACCCACCACUCAACAACCAGCACAACCAACACCACAACCCAUCUGCAAGAAACCUCUACCCACCCUCUCAACCUGCUCCACUCUAUCCAGAUGCCGAGAACGACUAUAAUGAGACGGACUACUAUCUAGACUCAGAACUCAUCUCAUUCAACGACCCUGAUCAACACCUCAGACUUACUCGCUCGGCAACUGAAACGAUCCAUGAAGCUAUCUCGGAGGAUGACCGGAGGAGGCUGGCCAAGAAGAACCGAACCAAACUCAACCUCGACCCCACCAAGAAGAAGUUCUCCCGUCGAAUCUCAUCCAGAUCAUCCACCCUCAACUCAAGCAAUAAUCACCCCCACCAUAACCUACUCGCCAACCUACAGCAACAUCCAAUCCUACCCAGCUCAAUAUUCAACCCAAAACUAUCCAGUAAACUCAACCCUGCACUCAAGCACAACACUCAUCAUGAUCCUUCAUCAUCAUCAUCAUCCUCACAAGCUAACCCACAACAACCCACUCAGAAAUUCAUCCCGCCCAUGCCAAUCGCACCUGAACUCGAUCAGGACGAAGAAGAAGCAGAAGAUGAACAUACGCGAAAUCUAAAAGAACUAGAAGACUCCCCUGCUGCCGAUCUACAACGUAAACAGAAUGAUGCAUCAAGACAGCAACGCCGUUCGAUCUAUGUCAACCUAGUCCUACCCACUGUUCAGGUCGACAAGUACGGCGAUCCAAUCGCAACAUACGUCCGUAAUAAGGUCCGGACAACCAAGUAUACAAUCAUCACCUUCAUACCAAAGAACAUGUGGGAACAAUUCAGAAAUGUCGCCAAUAUUUACUUCUUGGUCCUCAUCAUCUUUCAAGUCUUCCCAGUCUUCGGCGCCGCAACACCACAAGUAGCCAUGUUACCACUCGUCUUCAUCCUCUCAGUCACCGCGCUCAAGGAUGCAUUCGAAGAUUAUCGACGGUAUAUGCUCGACAAUAGUGUCAAUAAUGCAGCUUGCACGAGGUUAGGUGAUUGGAAGAACGUCAACGUACCCAAGGCAGGUGGUGGAACCUGGUGGGAGAACUUUGAAUGGCCUUGGGAAAAAAAUCAACACGUAGUCGAUUCGAUUGGUCAGGUUCAGAAGAUCACCAAAGGUGUCAGGAAAUUGCGUGAACGAGAGAAGGACACGUUUAAUACCGACUUCCUAUGCGCCAAUCAAGCUCAGAGGGAACGCUCAGAAGAUUAUCGAGAUCAUAAUAAUGAUGACGAUGCGGAUGAUGCAUUGAGUGACAUUCAAGAGGGCAGUGCCCAUCAAAUCGGUCGAUCCACAACAUCCCUACCACCCCCCUCAUCGACCAGAAGAAGAUCCUCAUCAGACUUGGUCGACUAUUCGACACCGACUGCUGGCACGGCCAAGUGGGAAAGAACUCUAUGGAAGAAGCUCGAAGUGGGUGACAUCUUACUGCUGAGGGAGGAUGAAGCGAUCCCAGCGGAUAUCGUCGUCCUAAGUACAUCAGACCCAGAUGGACAAUGCUUCGUGGAGACUAAGAACUUGGAUGGUGAGACAAACCUAAAACCUCGAAGAGCGUGUAAGACCACCAGGUCGAUCGGAAAUGAGGAAGACGUAGAACAUUCUCACUUCGUGGUCGAAUCUGAAGCCCCUAAUGCUAACCUCUAUGCAUUCAAUGCAAGCGUCAAGUAUUGGACUAAGGACGAAACCGAAGGUCGGGAACACCCUCUCACUGAAGGCCGAAAACUUAAGAAAGGAUCAGAAAAGAAGGAAGUGAUCGGGAUUAAUGAGAUCCUACUGAGAGGCUGUACGCUUCGAAAUACUCAGUGGGUUAUUGGCUUGGUAAUUUUCACUGGAAAAGAUACUAAGAUCAUGCUCAAUCAAGGUGAUACACCAUCAAAAAAACCCAAGAUCUCACGCGAAACCAAUUAUGCAGUCAUCGUCAACUUCAUCGUCCUCAUCGUACUAUGUACAAUCAAUGCAAUUGGGGAUGGUAUCCUUCAGGGUACUGUCAAAACCAGUGCGACUUUCUUUGAGGUGGGUGCUAGUGUAUCCUCAAAUGCGAUUUUGGAUGCCCUGGUCACGUUUGGAGCCGCCUUAAUUCUAUUUCAGUCGAUCGUACCCAUAUCACUCGUAAUCACAUUGGAAUUCGUCCGCUCGAUCCAAGCCUUGACAAUCUUUCGGGAUAUUGAAAUGUACUACGAACCCCUCAAUUGUCCGGCAGAACCCAAGUCAUGGAACUUAUCAGACGACCUAGGCCAAAUCGAAUACAUCUUCAGUGAUAAGACCGGUACAUUGACUCAAAAUGUCAUGGAGUUCCAACGAUGCUCGAUUUCUGGAAUCUCUUACGGUGAAGGAGUCACAGAAGCCAUGGUUGGUGCCGCAAAGAGAAGACAAGCUGACUCAUCUGCGAUUGACGAUCCGGUGACCAAUUCGGCCGCCCUUCUGGAUUCCAAACAUCGAAUGAUUGAUCUGAUGCAACAAGCCUUCAAACACGCCCACCUCAAUCCAUCUCAACUCACCUUGAUUUCUCCUCAGCUGAUUGAAGAUCUGACAAAUACUGAAUCAAGUAAUUCAGUACAUCGACAAAGGAUGAUUGAUUUUUGGAAGACACUAGCGAUCUGUCAUGAUGUGAUCUCCAGUCGAAACGAUCUUGAACCGAAUCAAAUCGAAUAUAAGGCCGAAUCCCCUGAUGAGGCUGCACUAGUCGCAGGGGCAAGAGAUGUAGGGUUCGUGUUCCUUCGGAGGAUGGGUGACCGGGUGGAGAUUCAGGUCAUGGGUCAACUGGAGCGGUAUAAUAUGCUUCAAAUGAUUGCCUUCAACAGUUCUCGUAAAAGGAUGAGCACGAUCGUCCGAUGUCCAGAUGGCAAGAUUCGAUUGCUCUGCAAGGGUGCGGAUAGUAUCAUCAUGUCGCGUCUAAAACCUGAUCAAGAUGAAGAUCUGAAACGUCGAGUGAACACCGAUCUUGAAAGCUUUGCUUCGGACGGAUUGAGAACAUUGCUAAUCGCCAGCCGUGAAGUCAGUGAAGAAGAAUAUCUAGAGUUCCAACAGGAGUAUAAACAAGCAUCUGAUAGUCCAGGUAAAGAUCGGGAAGAACUGAUGGAGAAAGUCGCGGAUGAAUUCGAACGUGGCUUAGAAAUCCUGGGCGCAACGGCCCUCGAAGAUAAAUUACAGGUCGGAGUUCCUGAAGCGAUCGAGAAGCUACAUGAGGCUGGAAUCAAACUGUGGAUCCUGACUGGAGAUAAACUUCAGACGGCAAUCGAGAUCGGCUACAGCUGUAACUUGUUGAAGAAUACGAUGGAGAUCAUGAUCCUCAGUUCAGAUACCGAGGCCGGUACGCGCUCUCAAAUCGAACAGGGCCUUGAAAAACUACUAUCGACCUCUUCGGGGUCGGCUUCAUCGACUGGCCAUUGGGGUGGAUCUGACUCACUUGAUCGAAACGACGGAGGGUCUCAUUCGAUUGACAAAACUAACAAGAAUGAGCAUCUUGGUAAUUCGACGAGUCAUCCGAACGAAAGGCGCAAGAGUCGAGCCGUCUUCCCCUCACCUAGACCCAAGGGUGGCUAUGCAGUCGUGAUCGAUGGUGAUACUCUGAGAUACGCUUUGGACGGCUCCCUGAAGGCCAACUUCUUGGCCCUAACCGUUCAGUGUGAAACUGUCGUUUGUUGUCGAGUCUCACCUGCUCAAAAGGCUUUGACUGUCAAAUUGGUCAAAGAGGGCAAAAAUGCCAUGACGUUGGCGAUUGGUGAUGGUGCUAAUGAUGUCGCGAUGAUUCAAGAAGCUCAUAUUGGAGUAGGCAUCGCUGGACUAGAAGGUGCACAAGCAUCAAUGUCAGCAGAUUACGCACUUGGACAAUUCAGAUUCUUAACGAAACUAUUAUUAGUACACGGAAGAUGGUGUUACAUUAGGAUUGCGGAUAUGCAUGCAAACUUUUUCUUCAAGAACAUAAUCUGGACAUUAGUUUUAUUUUGGUAUCAAAUCUAUUGUAGUUUUAAUGGAUCUUAUCUCUUCGAAUAUACAUUCAUCAUGUUAUUCAACUUAGUCUUCACCUCAUUACCGGUCGGCUUGAUGGGCGCCUUCGAACAAGAUCUCAGUGCGAAUGCUUCGAUGGCCUUCCCGGCCCUCUACAAACGUGGGAUUUACGGCCUACAAUAUACCCGAUUGAAGUUUUGGUGUUAUAUGUUGGAUGGUACCUAUCAAUCAAUCGUUUCGUUUUGGAUUCCCUAUUUCGUUUAUUUUCAUUCGACGACUGUCUCCGUCACCGGCAGGGACGUAAGUAUCUGGGAAUUCGGUGCAACCGUCGCUUGUGGGACGGUCUUUGCAGCCAACAACUUGAUCGCGAUCAAUACUCGAUACUUUCCUACCUUUAUCAUCAUCGUCCUCACCCUCUCAUCCACUCUGGUCUUGGUUUGGACAGCCUUAUAUUCAGGUCUAUCGAAAUUUUACUUCAAAGAUGUCGUGCUCUACACAUUCUCAACCAUCGAAUUUUGGGCCUCAUUCAUACUCGUUCAAGUUCUCUCACUCUUACCCAGGGCGGUUUACAAGUACCUUCAAAUCCAAUACUGGCCUCGAGAUUCGGAUAUCAUCAGGGAAAUCAUCAUCGGUGAAUCGUAUAAAAAUCAGCAUACUCACUCUGGUUUAGAAGAAGAUAUGAGACAGUUGAAGCUGAUCGAACAGGUCAUCGAAAAGGACAAGUUGGAUAGAUUGGAAUCUGAUCAGAUUUCUACCAAAAAACCAUCUACCCAGCCCCAAUCUUCUUCGCCCCCAUAUGUCCUUGCACCUGGCAGCAGCGGCAGCAACGGCGGCGGUGGCGGAGGAGGAGCAGGAGGAGGAGCGACGAUUCCAGCAGCAGCGCUGACGGCCAUGGGCAGAUCGGGAUCGGUGAACCGAAAAGCAAUGGCGAAAGGGUACCAUCACCAAAGCUCAGACAGUGUGGAGAUGACGGCAGUCCAGCCGGACUAUCCUUCCAGCAAUGUGCCCUCGAUCACCACCACUCAUCCCGAUGACUCGAGCAACCGAGUCCGGAUGGAUGGCUUGACAACCGCCGGGUUGGUCGGCUAUCCUUCCGAUCAACAGGCCCAUGUCGUCGACCGCCGCGGAUCGAUCGGCUCUUAUUAUCAGUACAGUGGUCUGGCUACUAGUUCCCCCGCCCCGUCUCCGCGCGAAACUCCUAUCCGACAGGAACGGCAACCGGCUCGUGAUUCGCAGAUCUCUUAUUCUCUCUUUGGAUCCCCUCCUCGUUCCCAACUCGAUCAUCAUUCACAUCAACAACCACAUCAACAGUAUCAACAGCAGCAGCCGCGACGAUUCGGGCUGGAUGAUGAGCAGCCUCCGCUGAGUGCUCAUUCGGGAGGAUCGGGAUGGAUGUCCGAGGAAUUCAUCACCUGUAACUCUCAUUCCCAACACCAGCAUCAGCAUCCACAACAACAACAGCAGCAGUAUCAUCCACACCAGUCAAUAGGCCAACAGAGCGGCUCAUUGGCUCCUUCGAGCAUGGCUCCUCCUUCGAGUAUCAAUGAAGAUCUCCACAAUCACUCCCAGGAAAUCGGGCUCGCUGAUGAUCUCCAUUCGUCCCAUUACUCUCAAAUCUCCUCUUCUCAUCAUCUUAAUCAAUCCUUUCCUUCCCCAAACAAUUUUCCCCCUUCUUCGUCUCCUUCGCCUAAUCAGAAUCUUCGCUUUCAGCAGCAUCAGCAUAUCCAUAAUCAGAAUCAAAACCAGCAGCAGUUCUUUUAAUUCCCCUCAUUCUAUGCCUUCUUCUCUUCAUCUCUUUUUUGUAGAUCUUUCUUUAACUUUGUCUUUUUAUUGAUAUAGGGAUUUUCUUUUCUUUUUGUGUUAUUUUGUUCGAUUUUCUCAUAUAAUGUAUUUUUGUUUCUCAUCUUUUUCUCCUUCUCUUUAUAACUUGUUGUUCUGUUUUGGUUUUCUUCAACUACACUCACAUCCAUACAUCCAUCCACAUAACUACAUUGUUUUUUUAUAUAUAUUUAAAAUUGGAUGUCCAUAACAUUACAUAACCAUCAUCAUCCAUAUCAUCAACCUUUUUUUUUGAAAUAUAUACAUAUAUAGAUGUUGUAUAUUUGUUGUAUCUGUAUAUAGAUUCAUUUACAUGUUCAACUCAUUAAAUUUACCUGGCAAUCUUAUUAUUAUGCAUUUA
Molecule: messenger RNA, 6395 nt
Organism: Puccinia graminis f. sp. tritici CRL 75-36-700-3
Lineage: Eukaryota; Fungi; Basidiomycota; Pucciniomycetes; Pucciniales; Pucciniaceae
Exons: 5
Coding region: 227-5977 (1916 amino acids)
Biological process (GO): phospholipid translocation
Cellular component (GO): plasma membrane
Molecular function (GO): ATPase-coupled intramembrane lipid carrier activity; magnesium ion binding; ATP hydrolysis activity
Source: RefSeq, a predicted model, not a curated record